AUGUUCGGAAACUACAUGGAUUUUGAAGAUGACCCCUUCUUCACAGAUCCAUUCCGCGCACACCGAGAUCACAUGCGCCAGAUGAUGCGGAGUUUCUCAGAGCCUAUGGGUGGACCCUUCAUGCCGAGCAUCACGGAUGGGAGAAACUGUGGGCACAACCCGGUGGACCCGCCGGCGUUGAGGGGCGAUCACAGGAACACCCGGAAUAUACCCUCGCAAGCCCGAAGAGAGCUUGCAAAUUCUACACAGGAAGGCCGCAGCCUAGCAGUUCGAAAUCGAAGCUUCAGAACUGACACCACGAUGAACCCUUUUGGCAUGUUUGACAACUUCGUGACCAGCAUGAGGACCAGGAUGGAUGGGAUGCACAAAAACUUUACCAUGGGCACAGAUGCAAACACCCACUCGUUCAGCUCAUCAUCAGUCAUGACGUAUUCCAAAGUUGGAAACGACCCCCCGAAGGUCUUCCAGGCCUCGUCAUCAACACGCCGGGCCCCCGGAGGCGUGAAGGAGACGGUGAGAUCCUUGAAAGACUCCGAAAGCGGUCUUGAGAAGAUGUCCAUCGGUCACCACAUCCAAGACAGAGGACAUGUUGUUGAGAAGAAAAUGAACAAAAAAACAGGAGCUAAAGAGUUCAUACAGGACUUCCAGAAUAUAGAUGAAUCUGAAGCGCAGUCCUUCGACGAGGAGUGGCAGAAAGAGUUGUCCAAGUUUAAGCCUUCUGUUUCCAUGGCUCAACUGGAGCCGCCACGACAUCACAGAGGCCAGCAGCCAACUCUCGCCGGUGCUGCACAGACCCACAGAGAACAACCCAAAUCCAAACCUAAAAGUAUCCUGAAGUCUUCCAACUCAACAAAAGAAUAA
Molecule: messenger RNA, 861 nt
Organism: Nerophis lumbriciformis (worm pipefish)
Lineage: Eukaryota; Metazoa; Chordata; Actinopteri; Syngnathiformes; Syngnathidae
Source: RefSeq, a predicted model, not a curated record